Molecule: messenger RNA, 276 nt
Organism: Aspergillus luchuensis
Lineage: Eukaryota; Fungi; Ascomycota; Eurotiomycetes; Eurotiales; Aspergillaceae
Exons: 1
Coding region: 1-276 (91 amino acids)
Source: RefSeq, a predicted model, not a curated record
AUGCCCUCCAAACCAGUCGCCUCCCCACCCCCGCAACCGAAGAAAGUCCACGGCGCUGUCCGCGACGACGACCUCCCCAUCGACGACUACGAGAAUGCCUGGCACGAACAGCAAGAAGAAGAGGAAGAGGAAUACCGCGAGCAGAAUGAUAUUGCCUUCAAGGCACCGAAUGUUGCUGCCGCGAGGAGGAUGAAUACCGGUACUGCGCCGAAUCCUGUUGAGGGGACGCGGAAGGGGACCACGGGGUCGGUUAAUAGGUCGAAGACGACGCAUUGA